AUGAAGUCUCUCUUUGUUGUAGCGGCUCUGGCCGUAUCGGCCGAGGCGCACUACAUCUUCAAUAUCCUGAUGGUCAACGACCAGCGCGUCGGCGGCGAGUACACCUACGUGCGCCGCAACAGCAACUCGUAUAUGCCCACCUUCCCCGACAUCGUCACGAGUAACGACCUGCGCUGCAACGUCGGCGCCAAGCCCGGCGGCGGCGUCCAGACGCACACGGUCAAGGCCGGCGACAAGAUCGGCUUCAAGGUGUUCAACAACGAGGUCAUCGAGCACCCCGGCCCCGGCUUCGUCUACAUGUCCCUGGCCCCCAACGGCGUGGCCAACUACGACGGCUCGGGCGACUGGGGCAAUGCGGCGUCGGACGGGAACUGGUGCUCGUACAACAAGGACCGCCUCGAGUUCGUCAUCCCGCCCAAGACCCCGCCCGGCGAGUACCUCGUCCGCGUCGAGCACAUCGGUCUGCAUGAGGGGCACCAGAACCGCGCCCAGUUCUACAUGACCUGUGCCCAGCUCAAGAUUACUGGCUCAGGGGGCGGCACACCGGCACCCUUGGUCAAGAUCCCCGGCAUCUACAAGGCCAACGACCCUGGUAUCGCCUAUAACAAGUGGACGGGCAACCCCGCGCCGUACCAGAUGCCAGGCCCGGCGGUUUGGAACGGAAACUAA
Molecule: messenger RNA, 669 nt
Organism: Chaetomium fimeti
Lineage: Eukaryota; Fungi; Ascomycota; Sordariomycetes; Sordariales; Chaetomiaceae
Product: glycosyl hydrolase family 61-domain-containing protein
Exons: 3
Coding region: 1-669 (222 amino acids)
Source: RefSeq, a predicted model, not a curated record